This is a messenger RNA of Salpingoeca rosetta, 1945 nucleotides long. RefSeq lists its product as uncharacterized. The transcript has 8 exons. The record is from RefSeq and is a predicted model, not a curated record. Bases 96 to 1883 code for a protein of 595 amino acids. NCBI's taxonomy places the organism in Eukaryota, Choanoflagellata, Craspedida, Salpingoecidae.
GUUUUCGUUCCACCCACGUGCAUUCAACCACCAACAGCACAACAACAGCAGCAGCAUUCAUUCACAUCACGUUGAGCACACACGAACACGCAGUCAUGGAGGUGCCGCAUGGGAAGAAGUACAACAUCAAGCGAGACAUCCAGCGCUUGCUGAAGAAGAAGAAGUUGGGCGACUCUGGGCGAGCUGAGUUGUGCAAGUUGCUGGAGGUGCAGCACGAGCGUACAGAGCACCAUGCCAAGCAAGAGUUGGUACGCGCUGUGAAGAAGGCCCUGAAGAAGACGGGAACAACACUGCGCAACAGCAACAAGCGGCUUUGCAAGAAGCUUGAGCUGCCUGCGGACCAACUGAAGGGAAACGUGACACACGAGAAGCUCGUCGAUCAGCAGCAGCGGAUACAGAAGCGACUGGACGUCUUGGAAGACAAAGAUGCAGACUGGGCGGUUGCGCGGGUGACGCGUGCCACCAAGCCAACGCCAGAGGAAAGCGCUGCUCUCAACAACGUCUUCAGCGACGCCCAAGUCAAGGCGAGCUUGAAGAUGUGGCGCGACGAGCAGCGGUUUUCUGCAGAGCAGCGCAUGCGCGAGUUGCUAGAGCAGUGGCACAGACCGCGCAAGGGCGACUGGCAGAGUGAUGACAAAAGCAAGAAGCACGCCACCCGUGCCAGCAAGAGCGAAACCAUGCAGAGUGGCGGCGGUGUUGAUGUUGAUGAUGACGAUGGUGAUGUGAGCGAGGGCGGUGACACAGCGGGUAGCUUUGGUGGCGAUGGCGUCGGUGCUGGUGCUCAUGAACACGACGCUGACGACGAUGCCGUGUAUGGGGAGGACGAGGACCCGGACAUGUUUAAGCAGCGCAAGGGCGGAGAUGAGAAGAUGAAGCGGAAGAAGAAGAAGGAGCGACAACAGCAGCGCGCACGCGAGCGGCUGCCAGAGGAGGCAGUGAACAACCCGGAGAUUUUUGACGAUGCUGCGCCAACGUAUGAUGAGGAACACAACUGCGAUGGUGAUGGCGGUGGUGGCGGUGGUGAUCGCGAUGAUGAUGACGGUGAUGUUGGCCGUGGUAGUGCUGCUGGAGGCGUUGGUGGUGACCGAAAGGGUGGGAAGAAGCGUGGUGGAAGCAAGAGCGGUGAUAAGGACAAAACGACGAGUGGCAGGAGUGCUGGUGGAGAGAAGUUGCAACUGGGCGGGAUGGUGCGACGCGAAGGUGUUGACUACGGCGAUAUCGAUGCAGAGUUUGAAGACGACUUUGCUGACGAUGAUGACAGUGCACCCCGGCGCGGGUUCCAGUGGGAUCAGAUCAAGGGCAUGCUCGCCGGCGACAGCGACGAAGAGGACGCGGCAGAGAUGCAGCGCGACCUGAUGGAGCUGCUCGGAGGUCAAGAUGGCAGCGAGAAAGGCGGGAAGGGCGAGCCGAGCAAGAGCAAGAAGAAGAAGAAGAGGAACCGCCUUGGGCAGCGGGCGCGGCAGCGGCUGGCGGAGGAGCGAUUUGGCAAGGAGGCACGACACGUGCAGGACCCGAAGCUCGACGCAAACCUCAAGCAGCGCAUGAAGAAGGCGCGUGAGGAGAAGCGGCUGCGCAUUGAGAAGCGAAAGGCGCGAGAGGGCGAUGGCAGACCGGCACGGCGCCCCCAUGGUUACGGCGAUGAUGAUGGCGAUGGCUAUGGGCACAUGCAGCGGCAGAGACCGGCCAAGCGAGCAAAGGAAGGGAAGGCAGCAGGCAAGGCAGCAGGCAAGGCAGCAGGGAAGGCAGCAGGGAAGCAGGAUGGAGAGGAGGAGGGUACACACAUGCACCCGUCGUGGUUGGCGAAGCAACAGCAGCACAACCAGGCCAAGGUGGUGCAAUUCCAGGGAUCACACGUCACCUUCUCAGACAGCGAUGACGAGUGAUCAAAGACAUAUGUGUGUGUGUGUGUGUGUGUGUUGUGUGUGUGUGUGUGUGGGGGGGGGGG